AUGGUUUGCAUGAUUCACAUCGUGGUGUUUUUGCUAGCAAUCACAACCGUCUUUGAAAUAUUCCCACUAAUUACCGUACCCGUGACGAAGCGUCUAUCAUUAUCGUCCUUCAGAAAUCACUACUAUGGGCUCUUUGGAUGGUGUGUGCGUGGCAAAAACAAAGAACUGAUGUGCACAAAAAAGAAGAUAGGCUACGACAGCACGGAUGUCGACUCCUCCGGCCAUGUUUUAACGCUGCCGUCCAAUUCAAAAGUGGUUGUUUCAAAUUUGUUGAUAGUUCACCCGAUUUCUUUGGCAUUCACGCUCACAUUACUUAUACUGGCAGUGACAAUUAUGGUAACACCGUUGGGGGAUUCACCGGAGAUGCUGUUAUUCACAGCCCUUUUUUCACUACCGACGUUUAUGUUAUGCCUUUUAUGCUUUCUGGUGGAUAUUCUCCUCUUCAUCUCCAAAUUGGACUGGCCGGGCUGGCUAAUGUUGGCUGCUACGAUCAGCGUGGCUCUUUGCUGUUCUAUGCUCUGGGUCAUGAGAAGAGUUGUGUCCGUUAGAAAAUAUGAAUCCCAACAAUCAAUUGCACAUGUGCGUCCAGUUGAGCAGUAUUCAAUCUCAGACGUCUACCUGAGUAAACAGGGCAGCGAUAGCUCAGAAUAUGAAAGCACGCCUACAGAUGGCCUAACGGCUCCAGAAAUCACAUACAGGGGGUUUAUUGAGUAG
Saccharomyces kudriavzevii IFO 1802 is the source of this 714-nucleotide messenger RNA. It is a transcript of the gene RIM9, whose product is annotated as Rim9p. Gene Ontology annotation, cellular component: growing cell tip; cell division site; plasma membrane. The transcript has a single exon. The record is from RefSeq and is a predicted model, not a curated record. Lineage: Eukaryota; Fungi; Ascomycota; Saccharomycetes; Saccharomycetales; Saccharomycetaceae. The coding region runs from base 1 to 714 and encodes 237 amino acids.